This is a messenger RNA of Neogale vison (American mink), 1670 nucleotides long. It is a transcript of the gene MRTO4, whose product is annotated as MRT4 homolog, ribosome maturation factor. The transcript has 8 exons. Gene Ontology annotation, cellular component: nucleolus; preribosome, large subunit precursor. Gene Ontology annotation, molecular function: RNA binding. The record is from RefSeq and is a predicted model, not a curated record. Gene Ontology annotation, biological process: ribosomal large subunit biogenesis; ribosomal large subunit assembly; nuclear-transcribed mRNA catabolic process. Bases 57 to 776 code for a protein of 239 amino acids. NCBI's taxonomy places the organism in Eukaryota, Metazoa, Chordata, Mammalia, Carnivora, Mustelidae.
CGCCGCCGGGGUCCUAGCAGUCAGCUCCGCCUUCCACCGCAUGUGCCUGCAACGCGAUGCCGAAAUCCAAGCGCGACAAGAAAGUUUCCUUAACCAAAACUGCCAAGAAAGGCUUAGAACUGAAACAGAACCUGAUAGAAGAGCUUCGGAAAUGUGUGGACACGUACAAGUACCUUUUCCUCUUCUCCGUGGCCAACAUGAGGAACAGCAAGCUGAAGGACAUCCGGAGCGCCUGGAAGCACAGCCGGAUGUUCUUUGGCAAAAACAAGGUGAUGAUGGUGGCCUUGGGCCGAAGCCCAGCUGACGAGUACAAAGACAACCUACAUCAGGUCAGCAAGAAGUUGAGGGGUGAGGUCGGUCUCCUUUUCACCAACCGCACCAAGGAGGAAGUGAAUGAGUGGUUUACGAAAUACGCGGAAAUGGACUUCGCUCGAGCCGGAAACAAAGCAACUUUCACUGUGACCCUGGACCCAGGGCCCCUGGAGCAGUUCCCCCACUCCAUGGAGCCACAGCUGAGGCAGCUGGGCCUGCCCACCGCCCUCAAGAGAGGUGUGGUGACCCUGCUGUCCGACCACGAGGUAUGCAAGGAGGGCGAUGUGCUGACCCCAGAGCAGGCCCGCGUGCUGAAGCUUUUCGGGUAUGAGAUGGCUGAAUUCAAGGUCACCAUCAAAUACAUGUGGGAUGCACAGUCCGGAAGUUUCCAGCAGAUGGGAGAUGACUUGCCCGAGAGUGCGUCCGAAUCAGCAGAAGAAUCAGAGGGGGAGGACGACGGCUGACAGACACUUGGCCGGACUGUGGGACCGCCAUCCCGCUGGCCGAACAGCAGGGAGGGUACGAGGGAUAGACUGCUUUUUUGUCUGCGGGGGGCUCCUGUGGACAGCAGAGAGGACUUUUUCUAGGACAAAAGGUCUUUGCUUUGAGCUUUUGUUUGGAUUCCCUGGGUGCCUUUUGUUAACUUGGAGCCAGCUUCCAGCACGGCCUCCCACACGAUGGCUGGGGACCUCCUGCAUGAUGGCUGGGGACAUGGGGGCCACUGCCGGAGCCAGGGCUUCUCUAUUCUGGCCCUUGUGCCCCUCCUGGAAACGGGUUUGUCAAGGAGUAGAGGAACCCUGUCUACUCUUCCUCCCUCUUUCUUUCUCUUCCUCCACCCCCCCACCCCAUCCCGAACCAGGGCCAGGGGUCUAAUGACAAGGCAGGACACUUUCACUAAGAGUAAAGCCACUGCUGAAACCCAGAGCAGAUAUGAAAACUGUUCCACGGCAUUCUGGGAACUUUUAUUCUUGGGAGUGACUCAGUGGUAGGUUUUUGCCCAAGUUGUUCUUUGUGAAAGGAGCUCAGAAUGAGAGAAAACCUUCCAGGCACCCAGCUCUCCUUCUCUUAUGUGUGACAGAGCGAGGGCCAUUGCCAGCUGCCACGUCCAGAGGUCGGGCUGGAUUCCGGAGGGAGGCCAGGAGGUCUGUGCUCCUGCCCCCUCCCCACAAGCCCUUGGGAAGGACGAGCCCCAGGCUGCAGGCAGAGCCGGUGGGUGGUUGGGUCUAGCACCUUCUCUGUCCGGGCAGGACCCCCCUACAUGGAUCACAGCCCAGCCUUCUCAUGUGAAGGCAGCUGGGAGCACUGCAGCAGUGGAGGAAAUAAACAGCUUGUGAAUGGGGACUGGAGAACAGCACAGG